Messenger RNA from Sarcophilus harrisii (Tasmanian devil), 1436 nucleotides. RefSeq names its product CD27 molecule (gene CD27). Gene Ontology annotation, molecular function: protein binding. The coding region runs from base 271 to 1086 and encodes 271 amino acids. Gene Ontology annotation, cellular component: external side of plasma membrane. The record is from RefSeq and is a predicted model, not a curated record. NCBI's taxonomy places the organism in Eukaryota, Metazoa, Chordata, Mammalia, Dasyuromorphia, Dasyuridae. The transcript is spliced from 6 exons. Gene Ontology annotation, biological process: negative regulation of apoptotic process; positive regulation of T cell differentiation; positive regulation of B cell differentiation.
UACAAGCUGUUUAUGUCAGAGUCUGCCUUUUAGUGCUUUGGUUAGCACAUGGGAAAGGGGAAGAAGGGGGGUGAGGAGACCAUGUUUGGCCCAGUGAUGAUGGGGGCUCAGGGAGCCAUGAGAAAGAAGUGAGUCACAGCAGGAGUCCUUGUCCAGCACAGUUCUAAGCUGGAGCAGACAAAUUCUUCCUUAGCCAUAUCUGAAGAAACAGGCAAGAGGUGGAAAAGGAAAUAACCUACCAGAAUAAUCCUGAACAGAGCAGAGGCAGAGAUGACGGAGAACCUGAGAAUGGGAAGCAAGGCUCCGGGAACUUCUUGGUGGCUGUGGGUACUGGGAACCCUGUUGGGACUUUCACCAGGGGUAAUAUCCAAGCGUCAUUGCCCACAAGGACAGUACCAGGUGGAGCAAGGAUCAUGGUGCUGCCAACUAUGUAAUCCAGGCACAUUCCUAGUCAGGGACUGUGAUGGUGAUGGGAAGGAUCCUCACUGUAAAUCCUGUAUUCCUGGAUUGUCCUUCACUCCAGACCACCAUGCCCAGCGCCAAUGUGAGAGCUGUCGAAUCUGUAAUAAUGGAUUCUCAAUUCAGAAAUGCAACAUCACUACCAAUACAGAGUGUGCCUGCCCUAAGGGGCAACAGUGUCGAGAUAAAGAAUGCACCAACUGUGACCCCCAACCUACGUCCCUGCUGAGUUCACCCCAGUAUCCCGUCAGAAGUUCACAUCCACAUCCUGCAACCAUGCCCCAACACCCCGACACCCACUCAGCUUACUACUCUGAGAUGGCUGGCACUAGUGCCACAAGACGUGUCCAAAAUCCAUCCCCAACAGCCCCGUCCAAUCAUGUCAGCAUCUACAUCCUCCUCAUCCUCUGUGGAUUGAUUCUGACCAUGCUCAUUCAUGGGACUUGGCUCAUCCUAAAACAAAGAAACUGCUACCUCAAAAAGGAACAAGAGAAGCAGCAGCCAGUGAAGCUUGGCCCGAUAAGAUCCGGGGUAGAGCCAGGUCCCUGCUGUCCGAGGCAGGAGGAAGGGAGUACCGUGCCCAUCCAAGAAGAUUACCGAAAGCCUGAGCUUCCCUCUUUCCCCUAAGCCAGAUGUGGCCAAGGUGUUGCUGAUGGGACAGCGUCCUUCUCCACCUUGGCCUGGCUCCAGCCCGACUACUUACAAGGGUAGGAGAUAACUCUCCCAGUCAAUUCAGACACCUCCUAGGAGCCCUGGCCACCACCCUCUGCCCAUGUCUUCCCCUCACUUACUUAGAAGUCUUCACCUGCCUUUGUGAAUGACAGAGACGCUUGUCAAGGAACUCAUUUGAGUGUGGUAAAGCUAAGGGGUUGGGGGGAGCAGCACUGCAGACUUGGUGCAUCCUGCAGGGCUUGAGUUGAGUGCCUUUCUACUAUGAUGGAGAGAGCCCAUAUGUACAAAUAAAAUGGAUGCACUUU